Messenger RNA from Penicillium angulare, 1620 nucleotides. RefSeq lists its product as uncharacterized. The record is from RefSeq and is a predicted model, not a curated record. The transcript is spliced from 2 exons. NCBI's taxonomy places the organism in Eukaryota, Fungi, Ascomycota, Eurotiomycetes, Eurotiales, Aspergillaceae. The coding region runs from base 1 to 1620 and encodes 539 amino acids.
AUGCCUAACAGUCAGACAAGCAUUGCCGGACUCAAUAAGCGUACAGUUCAUCCGCGAACAGUAUAUGAUCUGGCCGAGCUCAAACCCUUUCCUCAGCACGCGGAUGACCACAAUUGUUGGCAAAAACUUUUUGACUCAGCAGUCGUUGCAGAGAAUCACGGCCAACAGCCAUGCCGAGGAUUGGAAGUGGAUUUCAAUACCUUAGUUCAACUAGCAGCGGUCGAAUAUCCAGUCAGCGUUGGUUACGGCCUAGUUCUUAUGGGUUACUCAACUGCCUUAGUUCCUAUUCAAGAAACGAAUGAUGGCAUGAUAUUAUGGCACUUGGAGGUAUCUGAUGAUGAUUUCCAACUGCAAGUUGCUGAUCUUGUGGUCAUGCACCAGAACGAUUGGCUUAAAACCCAGGACCUUGAAUAUCUUCAGUCAAAAACGGCCCUCUUGGGGUGGUGCACCAAAGCAAGGGUCCUUCUUGGUACAGACCACAUCGAUCCCCAUGUGAAUUGGUCUGGAGCACAAAACAAGCCUACGUCAUGGCAUUGGAAAGGUGCCAAUCUCCAACUAGUAGCUCAGUCUGCCUCCCCCUUACAGAUAGGGUGUCAGGCAGGUAUGUCGUUUGAUCGAACUAUCAACACUGUUCGGUAUAAUCCAUCUCGGAACUACCUGAAGUGUUUACAGAGCAGUGCAGCUGAGCAAAUUGUUCUCUACGAUGUUAGCGCAAAGAGAGCGUGGCUUGUAUCAUUACUUGCGGUACUACAUCAUAUGCUCCUUGUGUAUUGUGACUCCAUCAAUGAGGAAUUCCGAGCAAACCUUCCUCCUAGAGCCACGGAGCCUCUGAAUGGAGUCUCUGCCUCACUUGAUGUUUUGAGUAACGCGGGUGGUCUCAUCAUACAGGGCACAAAAGAAGACUCUCUAACGGUUCGAGAACUCAUUAUGGGUUUCUCGGUGAACCUAUCCAGGGCGUCUCUUCACAAACCUAAAGGAGCUCAGAUCUACGGAUAUGAGUUCAUGGAUAUUGUGAUGGACUCUCCUCAAUCCGAGCUCAAGAAACAAAAGCUUGAAAGAAAUGGUCUGUCUUGGUCCUCUUUUCUGAACGAAGUUAAAUGCCUAUUCUGCUCAAAUCUCGGUGAAGUAAUUGUCGGUGCUCGAGCGCUUGUGCUAUCUUCCCCUUGUAACAGUAUUCCCGGCGGUUAUGAUUUCCUUGCAGCCUCUAUGCAUAGUAUAGAAGGACUGUCAGCAAAGUCCGGUGGGGCACACGAAGGCAAAACCCGUCGAAUAUCGGCCAAUCGCUUUUGGAAUUUGACUGGGGAUCCGUUUGAAAGGUGUAAGCACGUCAAAGGUCAUGAGUCCUGUUGGCAGCAACCUGGAUGUCUACAGGAGAUAGAUGGCCGGCGAAAUCACCCCUCAAGUAGUAGAGAACGCCCUUUGACGGAAUAUAUCAAUGGCGCCUUGGUCUUCGGGGAGCCGGUGAAAUCUAGAAAACGAGAGACGUCUCUACUAUUUUCUGGGAUGUAUCAAUCGCAAACAGUUACGAACGAUGAUAUACCUACAGGGGAAGUUCAAGUUGGUAUGGAGCAUAAUCCAACACUGGAUCAUGCGUUCCCAAGGAUGGAGAUGGAUUUUUGA